UCUCCCUCUCUCUAGCUCUACUUUCUCUCUCUAUAUGUCGACAUGAAAGAACCAUCUUUCUCGCGUCGUAGCAGACCCAACAAAUCCCAAAAACUCAAUCUCGUGUGCAGCUUUAACGGCUCAUUUCAACCCCGACCACCGUACGGAAAGCUCCGGUAUACAGGCGGCGAGUCUCGUAUCAUCUCCGUCGACCGAAACAUCGGGUUUUCAAGACUCAAAUCAAAGGUUUCGGAGCUUUUUUGCCCUAAAAACACUUUCUCAUUCUCUCUCAAGUACCAACUCCCGGACCCUGAAACUAUCGACGAAGACGCUCCUCUGGUUCUAAUCACGUCAGACGACGACGUUCGGUGCAUGAUUGAUGACUAUGCAAAGUUCGAAUCGUACGGUAAGUACACUAGGCUUUGGAUUUUUGUAUGUAGUGAUAAUGGAUACCCUGUGAACCAUGAUAUAUCUGUCAAUUAUCUUGAAACUGAGAAUUUGAAUAACGGGUCUGGAGUUUUGUAUAAAUACAAGGGUUUCGAUGAUGAUACAAAAGGAACUUGUGUGAAUAGUUUGAUUGAUUCUUUGUGUGAUAAUGUGCUUGAGAGUCAAAAUUUAAUAACCCAUUUGUAUGGAGGUGGUUUUGGUAGUGAUGAAGUUAAGAAUUUGGCCACCAAUAUCACCGGAGUUCGAAAUUGUGAUAAUUCUUUAAGAAAAAUGGUUGUGAAACAACCGCUGUUAGGAAAUCCAUUGGCUCAGGUUCAGAGUUUUCACGGUGGUUUGGGGCUUCCUGUUGAACAAGCCAAUAUGGAAUUGAUGAGCGAAAACAAAAAAUCUGAUCAACCACUCAUGGACUUAAAUUUUGAACCAGAAAGCCAUAUGAGCCAAGAAAGGACAAACCCAAAUCUUGGUGGUGACCGGUUUAGUGUUGACAUGUUAGAUUACAUAAACACAAAUAUUCAUUUUCCCAAAAGUGAAAAUUUUGGCAAUUUGAAUCAGCUGCCGGUGUUUCAUUCUCAUCCCCUAAAUCCAAGACAUGGAAAUCUUCCUGUGGAAGGGAAUCAUUCUAUGCAAUGUUUAGCUGGUUUGGUUUUGGGCAAUGGAGCUGGAGCUAGUUCUGUAAGUUCUAGUAAGUUUAUUGCUGGAGUGCAGUUCCCAAAACAAUCAUGUAACUUCAACAUGAAUCUGAUGCCUAUCAACUGUGAUGCUAAGUAUGAGUUGAGAAGGAUGGAGCCAGGUCCGGUACCGAUGAGUAAUUUGAAUAGGGAGAACAUUAGGCCACAGGCUGCCAAUUGCGAUUCAGUACAGAAUAAUUUUGUGUCACUCUCCUGCAGCAAUCAGUUGAAUCCAAAUGUCUAUCCAAUUGAAUCUUCAUAUGGCGGUGACAAGGUGAGGGGCAAUCUUUGUGGUGGCACCAAAAAUAACCGAUUUUGUAAUGGCAAUGCAAAAAAUCAGAGAAAUUUCCCAUAUUACAUUCGGAAUCAUCGGAGUAAUCUCACUGAGAUGGGGAAACAUCGUAGUGUUAGAAUAGAUGGAAGGCCUUGGGUAGGAAAAUUCUAUCCUGGGCUUAGGCCGAGUUCAAGCAUCUCAAAGCAGGGGCAGGCUAUGAGAUCAUACCGUGCCACUUUUUGCAAGCCUUGGUCUAGUUAUCAUGAUCAUACCCUGGAAGGAAUUAAGGGAAUUAUGAAUUCUGGCCUAAAUAACCGAACUGACACAUUAGACCAUCCCCAUGGCAGUAAAGAAAAUUUGAAGGACAAGGGUCACCUUGGAGUUCCACAACAUGGAACACGAAAUCAUAAGGAAUAUCCGUCAGGUUAUCAUGGUGCAUGCAGUAGCUUGGAUGACCAAUCUCUCUUGCCUUUUAGCUUUACCGAGAACCUGACAACAUGUGCAAGGGUUAUGGAAGGUCAGGAAGAUCUCUUAACUGGUUCCAAUGCUGAGAAGGAUGAAGUUCAAUAUCAAGCGGCCUGCAAAAAUUUUCGUGAACGGCCCAUGAAUACCCUACCAAUUUCUUAUGAUAUUAAACAUGAAACAUAUCUGGAAGGGUUACAGGAAGCUGUCAGCAUCUCUGGUUUUUCAAAUGAUUUAGGUUCUAGCUUUGGAACAGGAUUGGGAUGCAAUGGUAAGUUGUCUAAUAGAGAAGCAGGUAUAAAGUCGUUCGGCAACCAUCAAAAUAGUUCUCAUGCUAUACAACGUGGGAUUGCACACAUUGUGCAUCUUUCUUUGUGUAACCUCUCCUUGUCGUCAUCCAAAGAAGUGGAAUCCUCAGUCCAUUCUUCUGCUGCUAACAAUGAUGUUUCUGAACCCUUACUAAAACCUCAACCGGAGCUUUUGGAUCUCAUGGAUGAAGAAUACCUCAGUUCAACUCAACUUGAAAAAUCAAAUGGAGUUGCAUCUAAUUAUUUUUCUCAGAAUGCUGUCAAGUUGGAAAAAGAGAGAGAACAAAAGCAAGAGAUUCAGCAGGACCCUCCAUCCAGUUCAAUCAUUGUUGGAAAGGCUGACAUUGAAGGAUCUCAUAAAUGCACUAAAGUAAAUGGUGAAAUACCCACAAACCUUGCUGCAUUUUAUACUCAUCUAGCUACUCCAAAGCUGCAGACUAUAAACAAUUCUGACCUUGAAUAUAUUAAAGAACUUGGCUCGGGUACAUAUGGAACUGUUUUCCACGGAAAAUGGAAGGGAUCUGAUGUUGCCAUUAAAAAGAUAAAGCCAAGUUGCUUCGAUGAAGGUGCACUGCAGGAGGAUCGGUUGGUUGAGGACUUCUGGAAGGAAGCUCACAUACUAGGGCGGCUUCACCAUCCGAACAUUGUGGCAUUCUAUGGUGUAGUUACAGACAGCCCUGUGACAAAUUUGGCAGCAGUGACAGAGUUCAUGUUUAAUGGAUCCCUUAAGCAGGUUUUGCUGAGAAAAGAUAGAACUAUUGAUCGUCGAAAAAGGUUAAUAAUAGCGAUGGAUGCAGCCUUUGGUAUGGAAUAUCUUCACGAGAAGAAGAUUGUCCAUUUUGACUUGAAAUCUCACAACUUCCUAGUAAAUAUGAGGGACCCUCAGCGACCGAUUUGCAAGAUUGGUGAUUUAGGUUUAUCAAAAAUUAAAAAAAGGACACUCGUCUCUGGUGGGGUACGAGGAACCAUACCUUGGAUGGCUCCUGAACUUUUAAACAGUAAGAACAAUAUGGUAACUGAGAAGGUUGAUGUGUACUCAUUUGGAAUAGUCAUGUGGGAACUCUUGACUGGUGAGGAACCUUAUGGGAAUAUGCGGUCAGAGAAAAUAAUAGCUGGUAUACUAAAAGGUGAUCUUCGACCUGAAAUCCCAACCUGGUGUGACCCAGCAUGGAAGUCAUUGAUGGAGAGGUGUUGGUCAUCAGAUCCAGACUCUAGGCCAUCCUUCUCAGAAAUUGCAAAGGAGUUGCGUGCCAUGUCAGCAGCCAUGAACAUCAAGUGACCACAGUGUGGUUGAUCCCCAUGGAGUAUUCUUCUUUUGUGUGAAUACUAGAAGGCACACUGAGACUUGAUUUUUGUUUGCCGAUCUGAACAUUAACCUUGUUGGUGACACUUACUUUUGCAAUUUUUGGUUGAAAUGGAGAGUUUAUGUGAGAGCAGAAUCAACUUUUGUAUCAGUUGAUUCUAAAUUUCUCAAGGAAGAUGGAAGGCAAUGAAUGAUUUUUUUUUUUGGGUCCUUUUGUCAGGGCUACAAAUGGUCAAGCACUGUUGUACAUAGACAAUAUUGCUAAUCGAUAUUUGUUGAUGAUUUCUGCAGUCUC
Cornus florida is the source of this 3736-nucleotide messenger RNA. RefSeq lists its product as uncharacterized. The record is from RefSeq and is a predicted model, not a curated record. Gene Ontology annotation, molecular function: ATP binding; protein kinase activity; protein binding. Gene Ontology annotation, biological process: signal transduction; protein phosphorylation. Gene Ontology annotation, cellular component: cytoplasm. Bases 43 to 3417 code for a protein of 1124 amino acids. The transcript has 8 exons. Lineage: Eukaryota; Viridiplantae; Streptophyta; Magnoliopsida; Cornales; Cornaceae.